AUGGACAUGAUGCUGCGCGGCGCCGUCGAGGCGCUGGCCGCGGGCGGCGCGGCGCUGCCCGGGCGGUGGACGUCGUUCAACAUGGUCUACACAGCCGCGGGGCCGACGAAGCGGCGGCCCUUCCCGACGCUCGCCAUCGGCAAGCGCGAGCCGCACCGGCCGGGCCUGCUCAUCCCGAACCCCUUCUUCGUGUCGCCGGCCUGGUGGGCGGACCACGCGGCGCGGACGCUCCGGCGCGCGGCGUCGCGGCCCUUCCGAGAGCGGGACAGCCGCGCGCUCUUCCGCGGGUCCUGCGGGCCCGGCGCCGCCGCGCGCCUCGAGCUGCUGCGCGUCGCGGCGGCCCUCGGGGACCGGCUCGACGUCGGCUUCACGGGCGUCGACGGCUUCCCGUCGCUCGGCGCGUGCGUCGCGGCGCUCGAGGCGAAGACGGGCCUCGCGGCGCCGCGCGGCGCGAACGUCUCCGCGGCGCACGUCGCCCAGGCCAACUACAGCGCCUACAAGUACCUCAUCCACAUGCCCGGCUCGGCGACGGGCUCCUACUCGCGGAACCUCCAGUACCUCUGGACGCACGGGUCCGUCGUCCUCGUCUGGAACCACACCGCGACGGAGUGGUACUACGGCGCGCUCGUCGACGGCGUCCACUACGUGUCCGUCGACGCGGCGACGCUGGGCGACAAACUCGCGGACCUCGAGCGCGACCCGGCGCUCCGGGCGCGGCUCGUGCGCGGCGCGCGGCGCUUCUUCGACGACCACCUCGCGGCGCCCGUACUCGUCGACCGCUGGCGCGCGGUGCUCGACGCGCUCGGCGCGGCCCAGGACCGGGGCGACCCGGCCAUCCCCGAGUCGGCCUGCACCUGCGACGCGCGCCUCGCCGCGACCUACGCGGCCUGCGACCACCUGAUUGUGUUGCUGCUGGCGCUCGCCGGUGCCGACGCCUCGCAGCAGUGGCGCGUGAGCGGCGGCGACGGUCCGCAGGAGACGGUGCGCGUCGACGGCCUCGAGGCGGCGCUCGCGGCGGCGGCGGCGGCGCGCGCCGAGACCAUCGUCGCCGUCGCGCCGUCGGCGUCGGGCGACGCCUACGCGGCGUCGGGCGCGGCGGCGGCCGUCGACCGCUUCCUGACGACGCGCCUCGAGUACGCGCUCGCGCGCGAGCCCUUCGACGGGGGCGGCGCCGUCGAGCUCCGCUACGAGGCGUCCGCGGCGGAGCUCGCGGCCGCGUGGCGGCGGCACCAGUUCGGCCCCGGGUCCUGCGACGCCGUCGUGACGACGGGCCAGCUCGCGUCCCUCGGCGCGACCGUGGGCAAGUACGGCCACGUGGGCCUCGACGCGCUGCGCCGGGGCUACACGAUCCAGCACCCGCUCACGAUCGACAAGUGGUACAUGGCGCAGGGCUCCGACGGCUUCUGCGGCGACGAGCGGGGGCGCUUCGAGUGCCUCUUCCUCCCCUGGAACCGCUGCCCGACGCGCGCGACCGUCGAGCGCCUCGACGGCGAGGCCGCGCGGCGCGGCGACGCGAAGCGGCCGACGGCGACGAUGCUCGGGCCGUCGAACGCGUACAGCGGCCGCUUCGCCGUCUUCGGGUCCGCGGCGGCGAGCCUCUGCGACAAGUCGACGCCCCUCUUCGCCCGGUGCCCGCCCCACUCGAGCCUCUGCGGCGACCCGCCCGCGCCCGCGCCGCGGUGCGCCAACGUGACGCGCGCGUUCGACCUCCGCGAGGCCGAGCCCGACGAGCGGUGGGACAGCGAGCGGCGGCUGACGCUCCUCCACCGCGCCCUCUGGGACCGGCCCGCCUGGCGCCUGCGCAACGCGACGGCCGCCGAGGAGCGGGCCUUCUACGACCGCGCGCCGUCGUUCCGCGCGGCCGCGGCCGCCGGCCGGUGCGCGUUCGUGCACAUCCGCCACGGCGACAAGCUCUACGACCGCUGGCUCAGGAUCCACAAGACGCGGUCCUUCGCCGUCGACCUGCCCCAGUACGUCUCCGAGGCGCUGCCGCUCCUCGGGCUCCUGGGCUCCGAGAGGCCGCACGAGGUGCUGCUCAUGAGCGACGACGGCGACAUGGUCGCCGACGCGGCCGCCGUCGCCGGCGUCGCGCGCAUCCACGCCGCCCCCGCGAGCCUCGGCGCCGUGUCGAGCCACUGCCGCAAGAGCGACCAGCGGUCCCUGCUCCGGCCCGCGCCGCGGCCGGGCCUCCGCUGCUCGGAGAAGCUCGGCGCGAACAGCGGCGACUGGAAGCGGGGCGUCGGGGAGCUCGCGCGCAUCCUCGCGUCCCUGCGCCUCGCGGCGAAGUGCGACGCCGUCGUCCACAACUACGAGAGCAGCUUCGUCCACGUCCUCUGGCGCGACGCGUGCAGCCGCCGCGGGCCCCGGGGCUGCCAGCUCUCCUUCUCCUUCGGCAGCCAGGAGGCCUCGACGGCGGCGGCGACGAACGCCAAGCUCGGCCGCACCUGCGCCCAGCCGGCGACGCCCGAGGCCGUGCGCAAGGAGUACGGCACGGGCCGCCGGACCUGCGACCCGCCGUCGCCGCCCGUGCCCGGCCCGACGUUCUGGAGCGACGCGGCCGAGGCGUUCUUCCGACCCCUCGAGGCGCGGGCGCGGGAGCAGGAGGCCGGGGGGUAA
Messenger RNA from Aureococcus anophagefferens, 2616 nucleotides. RefSeq lists its product as hypothetical. Bases 1 to 2616 code for a protein of 871 amino acids. NCBI's taxonomy places the organism in Eukaryota, Pelagophyceae, Pelagomonadales, Pelagomonadaceae. The transcript is spliced from 2 exons. The record is from RefSeq and is a predicted model, not a curated record. Gene Ontology annotation, molecular function: zinc ion binding.